AUGUGCAAAGACAAGCUUCAUGAACUGCUUGUCACACUACCCAAAUGCGAGCACCACAUUCACAUAGAAGGGGCUCUCACUCCUCAUCUUCUCUUUAAACUUGCUGCAAGGAACAAUAUAGAUCUUACCUCAAUUGAUGAUCACGAUGGACCAUAUGCCAACGAAGAGCAACUGCAAGCACGUUAUGGAUCGUUCACUUCUCUCACUGACUUCAUCCGGUACUUCUCAUUCGGCAGUACUGUUCUCAUAACGGCCGAGGACUUUGAAGAGUUAGCCUAUACCUACUUUGUCAAAGCACACGAGCAGAAUGUGAAGCAUGCAGAGGUCUUCUUCGAUCCUCAAGCUCAUACAAGUCGUGGCAUUACCUACAGUACAGUAUUACAAGGACUGUCACGCGCAAAACAGCGAGCGCAAGGGGAUUUUGACAUCAGCAUUGCAUAUAUUCCGUGUAUACUACGCCACCACGGCUUGCAGAGUGCAACAAGGAUGUUCCAGGAAGUCACAGAUGCUGGUCACUUUGCGGAGAAUACUGUUGCUGGGCUCGGCAUGGCUGGCGAUGAACUCGUACAUCCACCCGAGUACUUCAAGCCAGUGUUCGACGCUGCAAGGUCAGCCGGGAUACGAUGCACUGCACAUGUGGGUCAAGCAGGUCCCGCGACAUUCGUGUCGUCUGCGAUUGAGAAUCUCAGAACCGGAAGAGUCGAUCAUGCAUGGAUUGCCAAGACAGACAGUCAGUUGAUGCAAAGGCUUGCCGAGACCAAUACGCUCGUCACACUUUGCCCAAUCUCGAACGUUACGCUUGGCUUCAUUGGCAGCAUUGCAGAAGCACCUAUCAGGGAGUUCCUUGAUCGAGGGGUGCGAUUCAGCGUCAACAGUGACGAUCCGGCAUACUUCGGAAAGUAUGUCCAAGAGAACUUUUGCGCUGUCCAGGAGGCUUUCAAUUUGAGUGCAUCUGAUUGGAGCACGAUUGCUAUAAAUGCUGUGGAAGGUUCGUGGUGUUCAGAUGAGCGGAAGAAGGUCCUCAAACAACAGGUUGCUGCGGUGAUAUCACGCUGGCACGCUGCACAAGGUACAUAG
Aureobasidium melanogenum CBS 110374 is the source of this 1077-nucleotide messenger RNA. RefSeq names its product adenosine deaminase. Gene Ontology annotation, cellular component: cytosol; nucleus. The transcript has a single exon. The record is from RefSeq and is a predicted model, not a curated record. Gene Ontology annotation, biological process: adenine catabolic process; purine ribonucleoside monophosphate biosynthetic process; hypoxanthine salvage. The coding region runs from base 1 to 1077 and encodes 358 amino acids. Lineage: Eukaryota; Fungi; Ascomycota; Dothideomycetes; Dothideales; Saccotheciaceae. Gene Ontology annotation, molecular function: adenine deaminase activity.